This is a messenger RNA of Zonotrichia albicollis (white-throated sparrow), 284 nucleotides long. Lineage: Eukaryota; Metazoa; Chordata; Aves; Passeriformes; Passerellidae. The record is from RefSeq and is a predicted model, not a curated record.
GAUCCCUCUCUGGGGGGGGGUGCUCAUCACCAUCGCCGACACCUUCGUCUUCCUCUUCCUCGACAAAUACGGCCUGAGGAAGCUCGAGGCGUUUUUUGGGCUCCUCAUCACCAUCAUGGCCCUGACCUUUGGAUAUGAGUACAUCACGGUGAAGCCCAACCAGCAGAAGCUGCUGCAGGGUCUGUUCAUCCCCUACUGCCAGGACUGUGGCACCCCACAGCUGGAGCAGGCCGUGGGCAUCGUGGGCGCCGUCAUCAUGCCCCACAACAUGUACCUGCACUCCG